CCAGCUCUGCUCGCCUGACCUGGAACAGUUAGACAAGGUCUCGGAUGCGUUGAAUACUUCCUGGGUCUGAUCUGCAGUCACACCCCUCCUCUGCUUGCCGUGAGUUAGUGCUAAGUGAAAUACACUUGCAGCCGUGAAACUGACCCGGAACACAGAGCAGCACAGGGACAGACAGCGCCAGGCUAACUUCAACCAGUGUACCGGAAUAUCUGGAAAGGAAAUCUGGCCGAGUCUAUUAAACUCUGCACCUGCCGUCCCAGGAAUCAGUCUGGUGAACCUUUGUCACAUUCUCUCUCUGGCAAGCAUAUCCUUUCUUGUGUAAGGACACUAAAACAGCAGACAGUACUUCAGAAGUGGUUUCCCCAAAGGUCCUGUAUAAUCGCGGUCACAGAAGAUAGCAAUGCUUGAAUUUGCCUCCCGUCGAUCGCCUGUUGUCUGCACUGGAGGUUGCACUGCCAGCAGCCAACCACUAGCGACAGGUGCAGGGCUUGAUAUACUGAAGAAAGGUGGGAAUGCUGCCGACGCAGCUGUUGCCAUAGCAGCAGUCCUGAGUCUUACCGAACCGUUCAGCACUGGCAUUGGGGGGGACUGCAAUUGCCUGUUCUAUGAUACUAAAACCCAGAGCGUCUUUGGACUAAAUGGAAGUGGCAGGUGUCCACAAGCAUUGACCCUUGACCUGCUAAACUCGGAAGGUUUUGAUGAGAAGAACCCUUUACCAUCAGUCCAUGCCAAUCUUGUCACUGUGCCUGGUGCUGCUGCUGGCUGGUGUGACACCGUCUCUCUCUUUGGAAGUAAGAAGCUCUCUCUGGCUGAGAUCCUGCAACCGGCCAUCAACUUGGCAGAAAGAGGCUUCCCCGUCACUGAAAUUACAGCGUUUCACUGGGAGAGGGGGGCAAGCAUCCUGCAGAGCCCUGGAAACCCUCACGGAAAAGACCUCCUGAUCGAAGGUAGAAGUCCAAAAAGUGGGCAGAUAUUCAAGAACCCCCUUUUAGCUCAGACCUUUAAGGAAUUAGCACAGUUUGGCAAAAAAGGGUUCUAUGAGGGAAGAAUAGCCAGGGCCAUUGUGGACAUCAUUAAGAAGAAUGGGGGAGUUCUGAGUCUAGACGACCUGAAGGAGCACAUCAGUACAGAAGUUACACCAACCUUCACCGAUUAUAAGGGUGUGAGGAUCUGGGAGCUUCCUCCAAAUGGACAGGGAAUCAUUGCUCUAAUGGCCUUGAAUAUGCUGGAGAGAUAUAACAUCAAAGAAUUGGGCCACAACAGUGCCGAUUACAUUCACCUGCUGGUGGAGGCUUUCAAACUCAGUUUAGCUGACGGUUCCUGGUUCUGUGCUGAUCCGACUAAGGUCCAAGUGCCCUUGAAUGAGCUGCUCUCCAAGCAGUACUGCCAGCAACGCUCUCAGCUCAUCAGCCUGCAGAGGGCAAGCAGUCAGUGUCUCCAUGGCAACCCUUGCGAGGCUAGUGGUGACACGGUUUACUUCACAGUGGUGGACGAGGAAGGAAAUGCCUGCUCUUUCAUCAAUAGCAACUGCCUGACCUUUGGCACUGGACUUGUACCAGAGGGCUGUGGAUUUACAUUGCACAACAGAGGCUUCCAAUUUUCACUCGGGGCUGAACAUCCAAAUAGCCUGGCACCGGGAAAGCGACCCUGCCACAGCAUCAUCCCUGCGCUGGCCACAUCUUCUGCGACUGGACAACUUCUGUGCAGCUUUGGAGUGAUGGGUGGUAUCAUGCAACCUCAAGGCCAAGUUCAGGUGUUGCUCAACAUGAUGGAAUUUGGGAUGAAUCCACAAGAAGCUCUUGAUGCUCCUAGAUUUCGUGUGGAAUAUGAGAAGCCAGAUGGGGCUUGGAAGCUCUCGCUGGAGGAGGGGAUUUCCCAGCUUGCUGCACAGGACCUGAUAACAAGAGGGCACAGCGUCAGCUGGCCUGUCAGUGGGCACGACAGGAGUCUCUUUGGGCGCGGCCAGAUUAUCGCCAAGGGAAUGUGGUGGAAGUUAUGGCCUGUUCUUACCGGUGAGGAUAAUCCAGGAGUAUUAUGGGCUGGAUCUGACCCACGGGCUGAUGGGUGUGCAUUUGGAUACUAGUGAAUAUGACAGGUCAAUAGAUUUUAUUGAGAAAUUAAGAGAAAUCAAGGAUUGAGGGUUGGUAAAGUAAGUGGCACUGAGGUAAAAGAUCAGCCAUUGUCUUACUGAGCAGGCAUGACGGGCCAAAUGGCCAACUCUUAUUUCUUAUGUUCUCCAAAUCAAAGAGUCAUACAACAUGGAAACAGGCCCUUCAGCCCGUUGUGUCUCUGCCAGCCAUCAACUACCUAUCUACACUGAUUAUACUGAUUCCAUUUCCCAGCACCCAGCCCCUGGUUUGCUAUGCUAUGGCAUUGCAAGUCUUUGUCUAAAUACUGUAUCUAUUAAAUGGGACUGUACCUGGUCCACCACAGCCACUAACAUUGUGCUUCAGAUUGCAACCACCCUCUGGGUGAAAAAUUCUUCCUCAAAUCCCUUCCAAACCUUUUACCACUUACCUUCAACUUGUGCCCUCUGGUAAUAGACAUCUCUGCUAUGGGGAAAAGUUUCUCACUAACUAUUCUAAUUACGUCUUUUGUCACUUUGUAAACCUCAAACAAGUGCCGCCUCAGCCUUCACCGCUCCAAAGGAAACAAACCCAGCCGACCCAAUCUCUCCUCAUAGCUGAAAUACUCCUUUCCAUUACGUUAUUAUGAUGGAGGAAGGUGGAACUUGCUCUGUAUUGUUUGCCUAACAAGUCUCAAGUUUCUCUCAUUGAAUUGUUUUUACAUGCUACUUCAUGUCCUUGGUUCUGAGUAACAUGAAGAUAAGCUCCAGGUAGAUAGAGAGUAAUACUGAUAAAGCACUUCCUUUGUUUCAUUGAACGUAUAUCAGAGAGUGAAUUCCAGUGUAAGUUGGGGAAGCACAUUUUUGUGAGAACAACAGCAGGUUCUCUGUGAAUCUUUCUAACUAGAAUUGCUCCUUCAAGUCUGACAGCCUAGAACAGGGUUUUAAUUGCAAGAAUACUUGAGAAGAUUAGCUCCAGUAAUGGGCCUUCCACGCCAAUCAAAAGCUGAGGCAGACAGAGAGGAGUUUCUUUUUUCAGGAGAGGUUUCUUAAGAACUGGUGCUUGGGUAAUAGCAGCUUUGGUUUGAAAAGUCUGUGGACAAGGUCCAUGGAUGCUGAAGAGUUGAUGGGACUGAGCUGAGAGUUCUCAUCUUUUCCAGUCACAAGCAGCGAUGAUAUUCUUGAUUCUCCCCCACUUCCUAUUAGAAAAUGGUUUUAUAAUGAGGAUGAUAAUGAGAACUACAGUCUCCACCAUCACUAAGACCUAAAUCAGAAAGUAAUAUCUAGAGCUGACCCACGUACAGCUAAUUGCAGAAGCCUGGAAUUUGCAAUCUUUGUUUCUCUACUGGUCAAUGGGUUGUUUUGUAUCAGAGAUUUACAGAUAGACUCACUAUUGCAGUGUGAAGUUGGGGUCCUAACCCAGUGGAUAUGCAUGCAACACAGCAGGCAAUGUUAACCUGAGGUAUUCAGAUGUAACUGAAUUGUUAACAGCCUAAUUAAUGGUAGUUUACU
Messenger RNA from Pristis pectinata (smalltooth sawfish), 3577 nucleotides. Its product is annotated as glutathione hydrolase-like YwrD proenzyme. The record is from RefSeq and is a predicted model, not a curated record. The transcript has 13 exons. Lineage: Eukaryota; Metazoa; Chordata; Chondrichthyes; Rhinopristiformes; Pristidae. Bases 401 to 2083 code for a protein of 560 amino acids.